Austrofundulus limnaeus is the source of this 4220-nucleotide messenger RNA. RefSeq names its product germ cell-specific gene 1-like protein. Lineage: Eukaryota; Metazoa; Chordata; Actinopteri; Cyprinodontiformes; Rivulidae. Bases 180 to 1094 code for a protein of 304 amino acids. The record is from RefSeq and is a predicted model, not a curated record. The transcript is spliced from 5 exons. Gene Ontology annotation, cellular component: plasma membrane.
GAGAGAGAGAGAGAGAGCAUCAGUUGAGAGGCACGCGCGGUCGGAGCCACACGCGUUAAUUAGCGGCGGGACACAUUAACCGGAUUAUGUGGGUCUGGGGAGAAUAAGAAGUGGCCUGAAUCCGGUGUCACGCGGGAUUAAGUGCCAGGAGCCCGUCCCACCGCUCUGCCAUCACCAGCAUGGGCAUAGACCGCCGGCGGAGAGCCUCCCUGGCUCUCAGCUUGAACUUCCUCGCGCUGUUCCUGGCGGUGUCGGCGCUCACCACCAGCUACUGGUGCGAGGGCACGCGCAAAGUGGUGAAGCCGUUCUGCUCCGGCCCGGUCACCACCAAGCAGUCGUUCUGCAUCAUGUUCAACAGCUCCAACGUCAACGACACGCGCCUGGUGCAGUACAUCUGGGAGACCGGCGAGGACAAGUACGUGAUGAGGAAGUUUCACACCGGCAUCUGGUUCUCCUGCGAGCAGAACAUCAACAUGAGCGGUGAAAAAUGCAGAAGUUUCAUUUAUGUGGCACCAGCAAACGAAAGAGGAGUUCUGUGGCUUUGCAUCGUGGCAGAGUGCCUGUACAUCCUCCUUCUGGCCACCGGAGGCAUCCUCAUGUCAUUAGAAGUGUGUCACUUUGGCAACGUCAUCGAUGGCCUAAAGCUCAAUGCCUUUGCUGCCAUAUUCACCGUGCUCUCAGGACUUUUGGGUAUGGUGGCCCACAUGAUGUUUACAACAGCCUUCCAGCUGACCGUCAGUCUGGGACCAGAAAACUGGAAACCUCAAACUUGGGACUACAGCUGGUCUUACAUUUUGGCAUGGAGUUCCUUCACGGCUUGCAUGGCGUCCUCAGUCACCACCAUCAACCGCUACACAAAAACCAUCCUGGAGUUCAAGCACAAGCGCAGGAACAUUGAGAAGAACCUGAGGAUCAAACAGAAGCUGCUGGAGCUGGACUCCCCGGAGCAGGUGUGGGACAUGUACAUCAGCUCAGUGCCGAGCACCGCCGAAGAGCUCCUGGACCUGUCGACGAACAGCCGCAAGCUCUCCAACACCUCCAUCUUCCUGGACCUCAACGACUUGCCAGAUCCACAGGGAGAGGAGUACUGCUAGACGAGCAGCGGGUUAGCAUUUCUCAAACAUUGUUGUAUCGGUUCUGUGAGACAACAGUGGGAGUWGUGGGAACAAAAGUGGAUCAUAGCUGAACAUCAGUUCCACCGCAUCACUUUUCUAAUACAACACACAACAAUGUAUUUUUAAGACAAGAAUUAUGUGUUCAAAUGUGAAUUCAACAAGGAGUUCCUCUCAUUUACACAAAGACAAAAGUAUACAUAGAUUCAUUCAGACCUAAAGGUGGUGAAGGUUCUCAGAUGUCCUAACAUAACAAGACUAAAGCUUAUAGAUUCUUGUUAGUGAUCAUUAUUGAAACGUUUGAUGGUCAGACAAGAUACGGCCUUUAGGCUUGAAUAUAUAGAAAAGUAUGGUGUAGAAUAAAAAGUGUGUUUGGAGGAGUCAAGGUGAAGCUUUCAAAUCUAAGAUCACUGURCCAGCUGUCGAGCAUGGCGGUGGUAGAACCAUGCCGUGAAACUGGUGAAUUGCACAAAGUGAACAGAAAAAGAAAAGAAAAGAUCUACCUCCAAAUUCUUUAACGUCACCUUUAAUCAACAGUGAAACGGUUGAAACUUAGACACUUUUAGGUGUUGCACCAGAUUAAUGAUCCCAAACACAUCAAAACAGUUUUCCUGAUUGGAUAAAUCGUGCUGGCGUUAAGCUUCUGGAUUGGCCAUCUCAAACCCCUGACCACAGCUCUAUCAAAAUUUGUGACUUAUAUGUAAAAACUUGGUCCAUACCAGGAACAAAACAGUUUAAAGGAAGUCUACCAACUCUGCCAAGAAGAGUGAUUAAAUAUCCAAACAGAAUUAUACCAGAAUGGGUACAAAAAUGUAACUUCCCAUUAAAUUCACACUUUUGCAAACUUAUGCACUUAUUUUUGGAUUUAAAUUGAAAGUUGUAUGUUGUAUAAUCAUUUCAUCUUAGAAAAACAAUGGUUCAACCAAAUCAAUAAAAGCCCCAAACUAUUGACAUCCAUGUAAAGUAAUGAUUAGAUGUAAACUUUAGACAACAUCUGUAUACGUUGGAUGUUAUUUGGUUUAUCUUUUAGGUUUUUGAGCUAGUUGUUUUUGGAAGCAGAGUCCUGAGAGAUGAGUAGCUGACCAGGGACUGUGCUAAAAUGACUUUGCAUUUUCACAAUGUUAGCUGAUUAUUUUACCACAACCCUGAACAGAAACAAAUGGAUAAUGAAAAUGAAUAGAUGGAUUUUUUGUUUCUAGAGCUUAAACCUUCCAGAAGCAACCUGGACUGCAGCCUCAGGAUUACAAGUCCGGGCCUCUAACCACAGUUCUAGCUACAGUACUGUAUUUGCUAGUAUGCCCAUAUUAAUCAGCUUAAUUUAGGACAGAAUAAGAUUCUUCACUUACAAUGUUGUUUCAAUGGUUUUAAACUUUCUGCUUUCCAUCACAGCAAGAGYAGCCAGGCAUUUGAUCACUGCCUUUUUUCUUCGAGUGCAUUUGUUGUGUGAUGGCGGGAUUAUUCUAAAACUUCUUGACCAAAUUCCUAUAAAAUUUAUGUGGAGGCAAAGCACAGCGACAAAAAUCAACCCAGUAAAUUUUAUUGGAUGUUUUGCUCUUUAUGUUUAGAACAGCAGCACAUGGAUAUUAUUCUUGUUUUAAUUGCCGCAAAAUCUGUAUAUUUAGUUUUUUACCAGUAAAAGUUUAAUACCAAAAGUGAGGCGUUCAGUAUCUCAGAUAUGUCUAACAAGGCUGAGUCAGAUCCACUGAACAGGAUCUUCUUUGUUGAAACCUUUUGUCUUUUAUCCAAAAGGCUUCUUCUACGUGAAUUAUUUAGAAUGCAUUGGGACAUUUUUUAGCAAACUUGUCUACAACACAAAACUUGCUAGUAAACAUGUUUGCUAUUUAAUGUUUGUCAGUACUUUGAUGUCCUUUGAUCAUAAAGGGCCAGAAAUAUUUAUUUUUGGUUUAAUUUAAUUUAAUCCAAUUUGCAUUGUAAAUAUUCUUCCGAAGGCCAAGUGUAAAACUGAAAGUUUUAUCAAUUCCUAAACCAAAAGGUAUCCAUCUUUUGUUAAGAAAAUAAUAGAAAAGGGGUUUGUUUCUACUAAAUUGGUCUAAACAUUAUGCAAGUUAAAAUACAGUUUAAAACUCAUUAACAUCUCCCUAUGUUGAAAAUACAAAACAAAUGAAAUAAAAUCUUACACUUAGCUUUUUUGUGUGCUCGUCAUACACUGGUGGUUCUUCUUAAACAACCAGUGACAUAUUAGCAUUUAUGAGGCACCAGAGGUCAUUUCGAAAUGGGUGAAUUAUGUCUAAUUUGGCUUUCCAUACAUGCUGCUUUUCUACACAGCUGAUUUUAAACAAACAUACAAGUUGUGUUUCAUUUGAACCAGCCAGUCUCACUUUGCUUUGGCGCAGAGUGCUUAGUUUAGAUAGUGUUUAUUUUUCUGUUGUGACAAUUGGCAAAAAUCAAAAAAUGUUUGCCCUCCUCUUGAUGAGAGUAGUGGCAGUACACUGUAAAAAAUGAAAUGUUGGAUUUACUUAACCAUGUUAUGUUACCUGGUUCCACUUAACUGAGUUGAGUAAAUUCAAMGCAAUAUWCYAGUUUUUUARCCAAAGAACAUGAGYAUGUUGCUUUGAAUUUACUCAACUCAGUUAAGUGGAACCAGGUAACAUAACAUGGUUAAGUAAAUCCAACAUUUCAUUUUUAGAGUGUAUAUAACAAAAGUAUCCGUACAUGACAUAUGUACUGUUAGGCACAAAUACAUAUACCAUUACACCUCUAAUAAAUAAAAAUACAUUUAAGAAAUCCUACUCAUUAAACUUUCAAUGUUCUCCAAAAUGUUUUUUUUAACUUUAGUACAAAUUGUUUUCUGUGGUCUGUUUGCAACAGGUAAAAGUGCCAGGCUUUUGAAAAUAAUUCUUUGUUUUUAUUACUAUUAUUAUUAUUUUUAGGCCAGAAUAUGAUAUUCUUUUACAAAACUUAACAUGACAYAUCAGACUCACUACAUAAACUUUACAAAAAUGUUAGUAGGUAAAAUAAAGAUGGAAAAUGAACCAAAUGUCUGAAAGUUUUGUAAAAUAACUUUGACAUCCAUAGCCUCUUUGUUAAUACUUUACCAUCUACACUCUAAAAAUGAAAUGUUGGAUUUACUUUACUAUGUUAUGUUAC